This is a messenger RNA of Hyphopichia burtonii NRRL Y-1933, 1362 nucleotides long. RefSeq names its product PQ-loop repeat-containing protein. The transcript is spliced from 3 exons. The record is from RefSeq and is a predicted model, not a curated record. NCBI's taxonomy places the organism in Eukaryota, Fungi, Ascomycota, Pichiomycetes, Serinales, Debaryomycetaceae. The annotation marks the transcript as partial.
GUUGCAUCAGUAUCGCAAAUAUCAGGGGUACUUUCGCUUGCAUUGUGGUUAUUUGCUCAAUUGCCUCAGGUAAUUGAAAAUCAUUUGAAUGAGUCUGUCGCAGGUGUAUCAAUCUGGUUCCUUGGUUGUUGGAUUGCAGGUGAUGUUACUAACCUUAUAGGUUGUAUUUUAACCAAAGCAUUACCUUUCCAAACGUGUCUCGCCUCAUACUAUUGCUUUAUAGAUAUCAUAUUAUCUACUCAAUAUUGGUACUACACUCGGAUUUAUCCUAAACAAAAAGUACACCAUAAUUUAUUACAAAGUCCAAAUAUGAUUAAGCCACAUUCUCCUCAUCAUUUAACUCAUCACCAUGCUAAUCCACAUUUGGUUAUUAACGAUGUGCAUGACUAUAAUUUAGAAGAUUUCAAUGUGGCAGGACGUCAAUCUAGGAAAGAUAGUUUCCUCCAUAAAAUAUUUUCUGGUUCCGUUGUUGCAUCCUUGGCUAAACCAUCGAACGCAAUGCCAAUUGCUAAUAAAGGUGGAUCAUCAAAAACAGGUACUGUGAUUACCUCGAUAUUGUCGUUCUUUGGUGCUAUCAAUUCAAUAAUCACUUCAAACCGCUAUAUUAUUGGUAGAUCGUCUGCAUGGAUAUGCCUGGCUCUUUAUCUUUCUUCAAGAACUCCACAAAUUUUGAAAAACUAUCAUAACAAGUCAACCAAAGGGAUGACUGUACUUCUAUUUCUAUUUGCCAUGUUGGGUAAUUUAUUCUAUACCAUCUCUAUACUCUGUGAUUUGUGCUUACUCUAUCGUCAUCAGGAUUCUUCUAAUAUUUUCAUUGAUGUCUUUUGGGCUCAAUUACCAUUCAUAGUUGGAAGCUCGGGUACACUAAUCUUUGAUUCAAUAAUUAUUUUUCAAUUUUGGUAUUAUAAAGAUCCAGUUAACAAUCUAAAUGACGGGUUUUUUGACCAUGACCUACAUAUGCAACGAGAACAACAAAAUGAUGAAAAUGUCAAUACUUCUUAUGAGCCAACUCGUUAUAAUGAAUCUUCAUCUUUAUUGAAUCAUAAUGAUAGAUCUAGAAUUGGCUAUACUAUGUCACCACCUCCUCCAAAUUACAUUUCAACAUCAGCAUGUACUCCAGAUUAUAACAAUAAUGGGACUACCAGAUCGUUUAUUUCAAAUACUAUAACAGCAUUAGCUAAGUCAUUAUCAAGGUCCAAUUCCCAUAUGCAUUUACGUUCGCCUCUGCAAUCUUCAUCGCAUUCAGGCUCAAUGGCCACUAACAAUACCUCUUUAAUUCCUUCAAUUGUUGGUAACCAUUCUUCUAUCUCAAAGAAAAUGAUGAAUGAAUCAAAAAUACCAUUCUCACCAAUUGAUUUCUUA